Eruca vesicaria subsp. sativa (arugula) is the source of this 2564-nucleotide messenger RNA. NCBI's taxonomy places the organism in Eukaryota, Viridiplantae, Streptophyta, Magnoliopsida, Brassicales, Brassicaceae. The record is from the annotation of a GenBank genome assembly.
UUCUCUUCCAAAAAAGAGCUCCUCCAUUGAAGCCACUCCGAAAGAGAGAGCACUUACUUACAGAUUCGAAUUACUUCUAGAAGCGAGCUUACUCUUCAGUUUCCGAGUUACGGUUUAGAGAGUUAUGGGAGAAAGCCAAGCCAUGGUUGCUGAGGGAUAUACCUCUACUCCACAUGGAGAUUAUAACGCUUCUGCUGCUACCGUGGAAUCGAAUGUUGAUUCAUCUCAAUCAGUCAAUGGGACUGGCCCUGAAGGUGGUUCAGCUGCGCCAGUUGAGAAUGGGAAUGCUACUGAUAACGUGCCUGUAACAGCUCCAGCAGCAGCAGGGCAAGGAGACAACGCUGGUUCUGCUCUUUCACCGGAAGAGGAGCACUUAUGGAGUAUUGUAAGGGCUAAUUCUUCAGAGUUUAAUACUUGGACCGCUCUGAUUGAAGAGACCGAGAGGAUAGCUCAGGACAAUAUAGCAAAAAUCCGGAAGGUGUAUGAUGCUUUCCUAGCUGAAUUCCCCCUGUGUUAUGGCUAUUGGAAAAAGUAUGCGGAUCAUGAGGCUCGGGUGGGGGCAAUGGACAAAGUCGUGGAGGUUUAUGAAAGAGCAGUGCAGGCGGUGACGUAUUCUGUGGACAUAUGGCUUCACUAUUGCGUUUUUGCCAUCACUACAUAUGGAGAUCCAGACACGAUCAGAAGUCUUUUUGAACGAGCUUUGGUUUACGUUGGAACUGAUUUUCUGUCCUCUCCAUUGUGGGACAAGUACAUCGAAUAUGAGCACAUGCAGCAGGACUGGAGCAGACUUGCCAUGAUAUACACCAGAAUAUUGGAGAAUCCUAUUCAAAACCUUGAUAGAUACUUCAGCAACUUUAAGGAGCUAGCUGAAACACAUCCAGUUGUUGCUGCUAGUGAUGCUUCUGAAACUGCACCAUCUGAGUCUGAUGGAAAGGCAGAUGAAGGAAAAUCUCAAGCUGAUGGUACCUCUGAACCAUCUAAGGUGGAAAGCGCUGUUUCAACUGAUCCUGAGGAAUUGAAGAAAUACAUUGGCAUCAGAGAAGCCAUGUAUAUCAAAGCCAAAGAGUUUGAAUCUAAAAUCAUUGGUUUCGAAAUGGCUAUAAGAAGGCCCUAUUUCCAUGUGCGUCCUCUCAAUGUAGCAGAGCUGGAGAAUUGGCAUAGCUAUCUGGACUUCAUAGAGACCGAUGGAGACUUCAAUAAGAUCGUCAAGCUAUAUGAGAGAUGUGUUGUUGCGUGUGCAAACUACCCUGAAUACUGGAUUCGCUAUGUAUUAAGCAUGGGAUCAAGUGGAAAUGUGGACCUGGCAGACAACGCGCUUGCUCGAGCAACUCAAGUCUUUGUCAAGAGACAACCAGAAAUCCACCUUUUUGCUGCUCGAUUAAAAGAGCAGAAUGGGGAUAUAGCUGGUGCUAGAGCUGCAUUCCAAUUACUGCACUCUGAAAUUUCUCCCGGGCUUCUUGAAGCAGUAAUUAAACAUGCGAACAUGGAACAACGACUAGGAAAUCUGGAUGAUGCUUUCUCUGUGUAUGAGCAAGUCAUUGCUGUUGAAAAGGGCAAAGAGAAUUCCAUAUUACUGCCGCUACUGUAUGCGCAGUAUUCAAGGUUUUCAUACUUGGUUUUACGUGACGCUGAGAAGGCUAGGAAGAUUAUGGUUGAAGCACUUGACCACGUGCAGCCGUCAAAACAUUUCAUGGAAGCACUGAUUUUUUUCGAGACCAUUCUGCCACCACCAAGAAAAAUUGAAUACCUUGACCCACUUGUUGAAAAUUUGAUAAAGCCAAAUGUAGACACCCAGAACACUGCUAGUUCCACUGAGAGAGAAGAGCUAUCAUUGAUAUAUAUAGAGUUCCUGGGUCUUUUCGGAGAUGUUGAGACCAUAAAAAAAGCGGAAGAUAGGCAUUGUAAGCUCUUUUUACCUCACCGGAGCAAGUCAGAGUUGAAAAAGCGUAGCGCAGAUGAGUUUCUCUCUUCAGAUAGGACGAAACUGGCCAAAACUUACAAUGACACUGCGUCUGCCCAGCCAGUGUCCAAUGCAUAUCCAAAUGCACCAACUCAGUGGUCCGGUGGUUAUGCUGCACAGCCUCAAGCUUGGCCACAAGCACAAGCGGCUCCUGCACAACCACAGCAGUGGAACCCUGCCUAUGGCCAGCAGCAGGCUGCGUAUGGUGCAUAUGGUGGCUAUCCCGCUGGCUAUGCUACUUCACAAGCACCAACACCCGUGCCACAAGCUGCUGCUUAUGGUGCAUAUCCUGCUCAGACAUACCCAGCUGCAGCUACAGCACCAGUGGCUGCACCGGUCCAGCAACCUGCUGCUGCUCCUCAAGCUUACUACAACACUUACUACUGAGUCUGUUGUUGUUACUUGUUCUUAGACAUUUGCUCAAGUUUAGUGUCCGACUUUGUCUGAAUGCUUACAUGUCUCUCUGUUAUCGAUCAGUGACAUUAGUUUUACUUUCAAGUUGCUUGGAUUUUCCCCGGUUAUGAUAUAGUUUGUAAGAGACAAGUUUGAGUUGAUUGGCCGGUUAGCAGACACAAUCUGCAUUUGCUUUUAUGCUAUAUUUUCC